Messenger RNA from Durotheca rogersii, 3450 nucleotides. RefSeq lists its product as uncharacterized. Gene Ontology annotation, molecular function: calcium-dependent cysteine-type endopeptidase activity. Gene Ontology annotation, biological process: proteolysis. Gene Ontology annotation, cellular component: cytoplasm. The record is from RefSeq and is a predicted model, not a curated record. NCBI's taxonomy places the organism in Eukaryota, Fungi, Ascomycota, Sordariomycetes, Xylariales, Xylariaceae. The transcript has 4 exons. The coding region runs from base 1 to 3450 and encodes 1149 amino acids.
AUGUCUGCAGCCCCCUUGUCUCGACCGGACCUUACAAGAUUCGGGUACAGUUCUUCGAGCGACUCCGAGGACGAGGUUAUGCGUAAGCCGAACUCGGGCGGUAGUAGUAAUAGCCAGAAAAAGAAAAAGAAGCGCAAGUCGCCCCCGCAGAAGACCAUCAACAAGAUAUGGAGACGUUUUACCGCCAAAGAGUUCACCAAGGCUUUGGCCAUUCUCCCCUUCGAUCCGGUCCCGCUCCCCAGCACGCCCGAGCGCCCUAACGAGCUGCUUUGGGCGGGGUAUGAGCGGGCUCGCGAUGAAUGUUCCCGCAAAGUGAAGAAAAUCAUCAGUGAGUGUAAGCGUGUUAACACGCGCUACAGAGACCCUGGCUUCGAUCUGGACUGGGAUCUCAAGUGGUCGAAGGGUUACUGCCUCAACUACCUAGGAUCGAAUAAGUUCGACCUCUCUAACGUGACUUCGAGCGCAAACACGACUGUUCCGAAGGCUGUCAAGCGCGUGCACGAGAUUUUCGAGAAACCCACGUUCAUGAAGAACAUCAGCGCUGGGGAUAUAAAGCAGGGCUCGCUCGGCGAUUGUUGGCUCAUUGCCAGCUUCAGUACUCUUGCUAAUGUCGAAGGCGGGAUCGAACGCAUGUGCGUUGAAUAUGAUACUCGUGUUGGCAUCUACGGCUUCGUCUUCUAUAGAGACGGCGAGUGGGUUUACUCUAUAAUCGACGACAAGCUCUAUCUAACCUCGCCGUGCUGGGACUCGCCAAGCUUGCAGCGCGAGAUGCUGCAGCAGGACGAUCGGGAGGAGACGGAAAAGAUAUACCGUAAGACCUACCAGACGGGAUCUAAGGCUCUCUUCUUCGGCCAAUGCAAGGACCAGCAUGAAACCUGGGUUGCGCUGGCUGAGAAGGCGUAUGCGAAGGCUCACGGCGAUUACGGUUCUCUGGCCGGAGGAUGGAUUGGCGAGGGACUGGAGGAUCUUUCUGGCGGUGUCACUACUGAGCUUCUCACCUCCGAUAUUCUUGAUAUCGACGCAUUUUGGGACGAUGAGCUGAGCAAGGUGAAUCGAGAGUUCCUCUUUGGGUGUGCAACUGGCCUACUCGAUGGCGGUUACGGUGAUCGUAAUGGCAUCCGAGAGGGACACGCGUACGUCGUCAUGGAUGCUCGGACGUUGAAGAAUGGCCAGCGCCUGGUGAAGCUCCGCAACCCCUGGGGGAAGACCCGUAAAGGCGUUUGGGAGGGCCCGUGGUCGGAUGGGUCGAAAGAGUGGAACAACGAUGUGAAAAAUGAGCUCGAUCACCAGUUCGGGAAUGACUCCGUUUUUUGGAUCCCCUACGAGGAUAUGCUCGAGAAACUGCCGCAUUUCGACAGAACUCGUCUUUUCCGUGACCCCGACUGGCGAUGCUGCCAGCGAUGGAUCGGCGUCGAAGUCCCGUGGAAAUCACAAUGGAAUGAGAAAUUUCACAUCAAGCUGACCAAAGAGUCUCCUCUCGUCCUUGUGCUGCAACAGCUUGAUAACCGAUACUACCGAGGUCUUCACGGCCAGUACAAUUUCCGGCUACACUUCAGAAUGCACGAACAAGGCCGGCCGGAUAGCGAGGACUACAUCGUCCGUUCCCACGGAAAUUACCUCAUGGAUCGCUCCGUAUCGGUUGAGAUACCGUCCAUGGAACCAGGGAACUAUUCCAUCUUCAUUAGCAUCGAGGGAGAGCGCAACACCCACCUGCAAGCCGUCGAAGACGUGGUCAAGGAGCAAUGCCGUAAGCGGGUAGAAAAUGAGAAACUGGCUCAAGUCGGGUACGCGUAUGACUUGGCUCAUAGUAAAGGGGUCGCCCAUCUGGAGCAGGUCGCAAAGCUUCGCAAGACAUCCAAUCAGAAAAAGGCGAGUUCUUCGCGCAUGGAAGAACGACGUAAGCAGUGGGAAAGGCGACACUUGCGCCGAGAGAUCACGAAGAAGCAGAAGGAGAAGAACCAGGAGAAGUGCAACCGACGGUGGGAGGAAAAGAAAGCCAAGGCCGAGGCAGAAGCUGCCGCAAAGAAGAAGCAAGAGGAGGCUGAGGCGGCCGAGAAAGAGAUGAUUAAGAAAGCCGAAGAAGCUGAACGCAAGAAGGAGGAGGAGGAGAAGCCGAAGAAUGCGGCCGUGCAGACGGACGAGCAUCAAGCCGGCGAGGAUAAGAGCAGCCAAACGGAUCCUGCGAGCACUGAGGGCAGCCCAGACAGUCCUGAGCCAUCCGGCAAGGCCAAGGAUACCGAGUCUGGAGAUGCCCACAAACCUCCGGCCGCAGAUACUAAAGAUGACCAAGCCUCAAAGGACAAAGAUACCCCCGCGGCGAAAGGUGAAGACGCUUCCAAACCAGAACCCGCCUGUUCGGAAGUCAAGAAGCCUACGGAGAAAAUCGCCGCCAAGGAACGCAAGAAAUCGGCGCCUUCGCCGGAGCCGUCGGACGGCGAUUCUUCCGACAGCCCAAUCGAGGACUGGGAGCUGCUGUACUCGUCGGACGACAUGUCGAAGAAGCCGCGGGCGGCGCCGGCUCCGUCGCCGGCUCCGUCGCCGAGCGGCAACGACGCGGCGCAGGACAGCGACGGCGAGUCGAAGCUGCCGGAGCCGUGGAACGCGGUCUGCGUAGCCGGGUUCCGGGUGUACUCGAAGGACGAAGGGCUCGUGCUGCGGGUCGUGGUCGAGGGCGGGGACAUGGCGGAGAACGGGAUGGGCGAGAAGGGGGCGGCCGACAUCGACAACGCGCAGAUGAACGCGGGGGGCGAGCGGGAGAAGGGCACGAAGGGCGAGCCGCAGGACGGCGGCGAGGAGGUCGAGAUCGUCGACGGCGUCGCCGUCACCAAGCACAAGGUCGUCGCGCCGGACAAGGACGGCGACGGCGACCAGGAGAAGAACGAGGGCGAGAAGGGAGGGGGAGACACCGAGGCCCCCGAGAGGACGGCCGGCGGGAAGAAGCCGAGGAAGAAGAAGGCCAAGAAGGGCGAGGCGGACGGCGAUGAAGGGGACGACGAGGAAGAGAUGCCGGAGGAGGGGGAGGGGGAGGAGAACAAGGGGAAGAAGGGAGAGCACAAGGGGAAAAAGGAAGAGAAAUAUGGUGAGAAGAAGGACGACGACGAGCAGAAGGCGAAAGAUGAGAAGGCGGGAGAGGAUGAGGCGGAAGGAGAGAAAGUAGCAGAGGAGAAAGAGGAAGAGAGGGAAGCCAAGGAGGAGGAGGCGGGGGAGAAGAAAGAAGACGAGACGGCAAAGGAGGCAGGGAAAGACGAGGAUGCGGCGGCGCGAGAAGCCGGCGAGGAAAGCCAGCCGCCGCCGGCGGAGGAGGAGGAGGAGGAGGAGGAGGAGAAGCGAGGCGACGCGGCCGGGGAGUCGGACGCGUCCGAGGAGUCGGCCGACGACUCGGCGCCCAUCAUGACGCCCGACUCGGACCGCAGCGUCGAGUGCAAGCCGCAGCUCCCGCGCGCCGCGUAG